GCACAACAACCAGUUUGAGGUGUUGACUUGGCCUCCAAAUUCCCCAGAUCUCAAUCCAAUCAAGCAUCUGUGGGAUGUGCUGGACUAACAAGUCUGAUCUAUGGAGGCCUCACCUCAUGAGUUAGAGGAUUUCAAGAAUCUGCUGCUAACAUCUUGGUACCAGAUACCACAGCACACCUUCAGGGAUCUAGUGGAGUCCAUGCCUUGACUGGUCAGGGUUGUUUUGGCAGCAAAAAGGGGACUAACAUGAUAUCAGGCAGGUGGUCAUAAUGUUAUGGCUGAUCAGUAUAUAAACCUGUGAUUAAAGGACUAUGGCUCAGAAGGUUGUGGGAUUGAAUCCCAGCUCCACCAAGAUAUCACUACAGUGCCCAUGAGCAACAGGACAUGCUGUUAUUGAGAAAUAAUCAACUUCAGGGUGGUAAUAGUAACUCUGUUCCAUGUCAGGCUGGACCACAUGGUCAGUGAUUAGUUUUCUAUAACAGCACAGCCCCAAGGUUAUAUUGCUAAGGGAUUGGUUAACCAGUGCAGCAGUGAGCUUUCUGAAUGAGAAUAAGCUCCAGCGUGUACACAUUGCCUCCUGAAAGACUACAGUAAGGGUUUGGUGUGUGUGAAGGCGUAGACUUGGGAGGAUUCCCACUGAUAAGCUGCUUGCGUGUUAUCUCUCGGACACACUCGCAGGUUUGAGGUGGCGGUCUCUACUCCAUGUGGAAGAACGACCGUGGACGGGUUUGUUUUAAUUCUGUAAGGCAGAGGAGAGCGGCUUGGUGGAGAUGGAGCUCCCGGUGCCCGUGAACAUUCGGAUCAGCAACAUCACCUGCGACUCCUUUAAGAUCUGCUGGGACAUGGACCCUCGCACCAAAGAGAAGAUCACACACUACUUCAUCGACCUGAACAAGAAGGAGAACAAGAACUCCAACAAGUUCAAACACAAGGACGUUCCCACUAAGCUGGUGGCCAAGGCCGUGCCGUUGCCGAUGACCGUGAGAGGCCACUGGUUCCUGAGCCCGAGAACCGAGUACACGGUUUCUGUGCAAACCGCUUCAAAGCAGAGUGAUGGAGACUACGCCGUGUCUGAAUGGAGCGAUAUUGUGGAGUUCUGCACUGCAGAUUACUCUCCUGUUCAUCUGACUCAGCUGCUCCAGAAGGCCGAGGUUAUCGCCGGCAGGAUGCUGCCCUUCUCUGUCUUCUACCGCAAUCAGAACCAGGAGUACUUUGACUACUGCAGGAAUGUGCAGGGAGGCCGGAUGCUCCCCUCGGUGAAGGACAACAGCGGGAGUCACGGCUCUCCGCUUAGCGGAAAGCUCGAGGGUGUCUUCUUCAGCUGCAACACGGAGUUUAACACGGGUGAGCCGCCGCAGGACUCCCCAUACGGCCGCUACCGCUUCCAGAUCAGCGCCGAUGAGCUGUUCGGUCCCAAUACACGUCUCUACUUCGGGGACUUUUACUGCAUGUACACAGCGUACCACUACGUGAUCCUGGUCCUGGCCCCGCGCGGCUCGCCCGGAGACGCCUACUGCAGCGAGAGGCUGCCCGAGCUGGACGCCACCAACAACCGCUUCCUGACCCGCGUAUGCGGUGAAGACGGGCGUGUGGAGUUCCGCCACGCGCAGGAUGUCAUCCUGGAGAUCAUCUACACUGAGCCUGUAGAGCUAUCCCGCGGCACCGUGGCUCAGAUCAGCGGCCAUCAGCUCAUGAGUCUGUCCACCGUCAACGCCAAGAAGGACCCGAGCUGCAAGACGUGCAACAUUAGCGUGGGACGUUAACGCUUCAAGCAUCGGGACUUACUGACCAACUGUGUCCAAUCCACAUAUCACCCAGAUGAAGAAACCCGAUAUUAGCAUGUAUGCUAAAUACCCAGUCCUCAGAUCACACUUCAAGACCUGCAGACAUUAGCGAGGGAUGCUAACGCUUGAGCUGUGCUGUCUCCAAAUCACCAGAACUCAGUCCAUCAGUCCAUGGAUCACACUGAAAUGUUAGCAUGGGGUGCCGACACUUAUACACAAACUCAGUCUGGACUUGCUGACCAGUGAUGUGUAGAUGAGAACACCUCAAGAAGACCACUGCUCUACAUCUCACUACUGAUCGUUUGUGUGUGUGUGUGUGUGUGUGUGUGUGUAUCAACCCCAUCUAAAUAUGAAAACUAAACAAACCUUAGAUCCUUUAUAGCACUAACUAAAUAAAUAGUCAUGGCUCCAGUAGAAUUGUGAAACUGCUUCUAAACAGCUUGUGACCUUCCUCUGCGCUCGGGGUCUCCGUCACCAUCCUGACACGACUGAAGAAAGCUCUCCUGUCUUCACUGCUGCAAAUCCACUCCAUCUGCAGCGUGUACCAUCACCAGGCAAGAAUUUCAUCAUGAUUUCCUGUACUGAAACAAAAAGAAUAGAAAAAUUUCAAUUGGAUACUUUAAAUAGUCUCAGAAGCAUCUGCUGAGUUCAUGGAGAUUUUACACUAAAUGUGUUUAUAAACGUCUAACGCCAUUUAAAUGCUGGACUCUGAUUGGUCAGAAGGUGUGCGGUAUUUUUGUGUAAGAGCACAGUUCGGUCCAGUUGCAACAUGAACUCUCUGCUCAUAGAACACGCUCGUUCUAGUACGUUAUUGUGUCUCUAGUAUCUGUAACAGCUCAUACACAGGGACGUGUUCAGCAAACGCUCCGCACCAUUAAAAUAAUAAUAAUAAUAAGUGGAUUUAAAACAGACUGAUUUUUAAUGCUUAUUGAAGGCGUCACGGUUGUCAGGGCUUUGAAUCUUUGGUUACGGUUUCUGCUAGAAUUGAAGCCUGUGUGUGAGAGUAAGGGAGACAGAGAGAGAGAAACAGAGAGAGCAAGCGAGAGAGAGAGAGAGAGAGAGAGAGAGACAAAAAGAGACUGUGAGUGAGAGAGAGAGAGAGAAACAGAGAGAGCAAGCGAGAGAGAGAGAGAGAGAGAGAGAGAGAGAGAGAGAGAGAAAGACAAAAAGAGACUGUGAGAGAGAGAGAGAGAGAGAGAGACACUUAGAGAGAGGCAGAGAGAGAGAGAGAGAUACAGAGAGAGAGGCAGAGUGACAGACAGAGAGACAGACAGACAGACAGACAGAGAGAGAGAGAGAGAGAGAGAGACAGAGAGAGAGUGAGUGUGUGUGUGUGUGAGAGAGAGAGAGAGAGACAGACAGACAGAGUGAGUGUGUGACAGAGAGAGAGCGAGACAGACAGACAGCCAGAGAGAGAGACAGAGAGAGACAGACAGACAGAGAGAGUGAGUGUGUGACAGAGACAGAGAGAGAGCGAGACAGAGAGAGAGAGACAGAAAGAGAGAGAGAGCGAGAGAGAGAGAGUUGCUAGUAAUUGAAUAUCUGUUUAUUUCAGCUGUAAUGUAGAAUAUAGACACAAGUAAGGAAUGAAACACUUAGGAGUGUGAUGUUAAAGGAAAACACUCAACACUUACUAAUGAUCUCUAUUCAGUAAAGUCCAACACGUCUCACUCUGUUUAGAGUUACAGGUAGAGGAACGUCUUUGGAACAGGUUAUCUCUUACAUUAGAGCUGAGAUCAGACUUGUCGUGUUACAGAGAAACCCUGAAAGUGCUUUUAACCUCCUUCAAAAAGAUGUGGAAUAACCCUUCACCUUCACCAGACAGGUUUAAUGUGUGUAUGGAGAGCGUCCGUGAUACGAGUCCCUGUGUAAGCUGUUCUUAAUGAAACAACGUAUGUGAAGAAUAUAGUCACAUAUAUUUGGAACAUGUAUUGACAGGAAACAAAAAACUGCCUUUAGAUUUUUAUCCCAGUUCAGUAAACAGUGCGUUUUUCCCCAGUACAGAGAACCGUGUCGAACCUCUUGCCUGUGUAUAUACACUUCCCACGCAGUGGACUAGGUCAGGGUCAUUUCACUGGAGUAUACAGAAACAAAGGUAGUUCCCUCUCUUACACAUCAGCCCUGCUGUGGAUUUCAGUACAGACGGAGAGUUGAGAAGUGAUUAUUACUGCAGAGCUGAACUUCUAUUCAGAUUAACCCUCGAGGAGGAGAAUGUCACUCAGCUGCUGAGUUCUGUGUGAAAGAUCUGCAUUCAGAAAAUAUUUAAUGUGAGAAGACCUGAAAAAAAAAAAACACCUACUACGUCCACUUUUCCUUUCCUUUCCUUCUCAUCUCCUCUCUUCUUCCUUUCCUUUUUUUAAUUCUCCUCUCCUCUCCCUUUCCUUUUCCUCUCCUUUCCUUUUGCCUUGUCCUUUUCCCUUUCCUUUUGUUCCCUUUUCAUUUCCUUUUCCUUUCCUCUCCUCUUCCUUUCCUUUUUUUAAUUUCCCUCUCCUCUCCUCUCCUCUCCUCUCCUCUCCUCUCCUUUUGCCUGGUCAUUUUCCUCUCCUCUUUCCUUUUCCCUUUCCUUUCCUUUUCCUUUCCUCUCCUCUUCCUAUCCUUUUUUUUUUUUUUUUAAAUUUUCCUCUCCUCUCCUCUCCUUUCCUUUUUUCCUCGUCCUUUUCCUCUCCUUUCCUCUCCCCUCUUCUUCUUUUUCCUUUUCCUCUCCUCCUUGUCCUUUACCUUUCCGUUUUUUUUUAAACUUUUCCUUCCCUUUCCACAGUUCUGUCAUUUAAUUCAAGCAUCAGUUCAUCAUUUAUCAUUUACUGACAUUUUAGAGUUCCUCCUCUAUUUUAUACACACUGAUCUCCCUGCAGCUCUCCUUUAACCACUUUUGAGUCAGUUUGUUCAUUUUUAUUUUAUAUUAUUUUACAUUUUUUGAGAAAGAGCAGCGUGUGUAUUGUACUUUAGCGUCUGUGUGCAAGUGUGUGUGUGUGUGUGUGAAAGAGAUGUCGUAUUGGCCAUCCAUUGAUUAUUGCGCAUGUUCAUAGUGACGCGUGUUUAUGUUUAUGUUUACGUUUGCAAACCCUCGAAACUGUGCUCUUGUAUGCCAAAGGACAUACGGUGAGAAAAAAAAAAAAGAAUUAAAAUCCUUUAAUAUAUAUGAAAUCGAUCCGUCGGGUCUCCAGAGCUGGCUGAAGAAAGCGAAUAUCAAUGCAAGCGAGUGAGAAAGAAAUCAGAUCUCCUCACAGAGAAGAAGCAAAAGAAAGAAAAAAGAAAGAAAAGUUUGUUGAAUAAUAAAUAAUUAACAAAAAAAAAUAGCUGUGUCCAGCCUUAACUGUACAGUCUUAUUACUUUUAUUAUAGACGUAGUGUAAAUUAUUGCUAAACCAUUUGAAUCGGCUCUAAAAAUAAUGGCAUUGCGGCCACUGGAAGCGCCAGUGCAUACAAUAUUACCCAUAAUCCUCUAGGAGAAACCGGCUCUCAGCUUCUUCUGAGCGUCGAUUAUUUUCCUCGGAAGCGUUUGCGCCACGAAUCGACGUCUUUUGGAUAAAUAUAAAACUCCAGAUAUUUUUUACGGCGCCUGUUAGUUCCUCCCUCAUAGACAGUGCAGAAAGACAGAUAGACUGCAUUAAAACAGACCUACGUUAAUUAGGGACGGGCGCCAUAUCCUCGUUUAUCCCCCACUCUCUCUCUCUCUCUCUCUACCUGUUCUCACUGUGAAAUUAGAGCUUGUAUACUUGUAUUUGUGCAUCUAGUUUAAUCCAAAAUAAAAAAUAAAACAAAUUGCAGCUGAAUAUAAAGUGCUAUAUUUUGAUACAAAGGUGCAUGACCACAAUUUUUUUUUUUUGUCACAAAUAUUUCAAAAUGAUUUUUCUAAAAAAAAUAACCGUAAAUGCACCAGUGAUUUUUGCGCAACGCAUGGCACGUGAUCCGGCCCCUACACGUAUACACGUUCCACUCACUAGGACAUACACGUGAUCAUGGGCGUGUCAGACGGCGAGUCUAUCUCCGAGGUCGUGUUUUUUUUCCCAGCAUCCCUUUCAGCAGCCUGAGCCUGUCCUUCAGAGCAUCGUAGCGCUCGUAUUCCUCCGCCAUGACGAGACAGUCCUCUCUCUGUGCGUUCCUUUAUUAAGGAAAGAAAGAAGGAAGAGAUAUUAAACAGCACUCAUCACCGGCACCUGACGUCUCCCCGCUAAUGCCUUACACUCCGAUAGCUGUGUACAGUGACGAACCUUUAAACACCAUGUAUAUACGUGUACAGGGCAAAACAAGCAGUUCUGUCUCGAAACUCUCUAACUUCUAUCUGUCUAAACUUCUCUGUUAAUGUUUGUGUAGAGAGGCUUCACACACACACACACACACACACACACUGCUGUAUCCUUUGGGCAGGUGCUGCUGUCAAUGUUUUUUUUUUGUUCUGAGAUUCUUGAUGUGUUCCUGAGAACCAACUGUGACUGUUCAAUAAAGCUAUGUGUGAAUGA
Messenger RNA from Hemibagrus wyckioides, 6243 nucleotides. RefSeq names its product phytanoyl-CoA 2-hydroxylase interacting protein-like a (gene phyhipla). Gene Ontology annotation, cellular component: cytoplasm. The record is from RefSeq and is a predicted model, not a curated record. Gene Ontology annotation, molecular function: protein binding. The transcript is spliced from 5 exons. Bases 771 to 1763 code for a protein of 330 amino acids. Lineage: Eukaryota; Metazoa; Chordata; Actinopteri; Siluriformes; Bagridae.